Messenger RNA from Anthostomella pinea, 1099 nucleotides. Lineage: Eukaryota; Fungi; Ascomycota; Sordariomycetes; Xylariales; Xylariaceae. The record is from the annotation of a GenBank genome assembly.
AUCUCUCGACCGAGUCUCUCGCGUCUGCGGACCGAUCCGAGUCGACGUGCUGGGCAAGAUCGCCGAGGCGACACUGGGUGGUUUGACCUAUCUAUACUCAAAGUUGCAUAUUAUGCACCGCGACAUCAAACCCUCCAACAUCCUCACGAAUUCCAAGGGGCAUAUCAAACUGUGCGAUUUUGGUGUUUCGGGUGAGCUUGUCAACUCCAUUGCCGACACCUUUGUCGGCACAUCGACAUACAUGGCGCCAGAGCGAAUUCAGGGCGAGAGGUACACGGUAAAGUCGGACGUCUGGAGUUUUGGCUUAACGAUUAUGGAAUUGGCUAUUGGCAAAUUCCCUUUCGCUGCUAGUGAACAGCUCUCGGACGGAGAUGGCGCGCCUGCUGGCAUCCUUGAUUUGUUACAGCAAAUCGUACACGAACCUGCGCCGAGACUACCCAAGAGCGAUGCUUUCCCGUCGAUUAUGGAAGACAUGAUCCAGAAAUGCAUGUCCAAGGUUCCUGAUGAACGGCCUACGCCCCAGGAGCUCUGGGAAAAUGACCCCUUUGUCCAGGCAGCGAAACGGACACCCGUUGACCUCCGUGCAUGGGCAGUAGGUCUGAUGGAGAAGGACAAUCGAAAAUCUCAUCUUGCGCCACAGCUUUCACCAGCUACUCAGGAACUCCUUCGGUCUGGUGACUCCCCAAGUCUCCAGCAUGACACGAACCCGGCCUUCACGCCGACUUCGGGUGAGAUCCCCAUCGCGGGUGCCAUGAUUUCGCCCCGGGAUCAUCACCAUAUGCAAAAUCGAUCGCCGACGAGAAACGGAGUUGGCAGCGUCGGACGAGCCGCUGGAUCUAAUAUGCAUCCAGGAUUGGGUCAGAGAUCUGCCACAUCUUCAUCCAUUCCCAAGGUCGGAACACCGGACCUAUCUCACCCGGCCAGCGCUGGCGCAUCAUUCACACUCCCAGUCCGGCCGGCACCACCCGGAGGCCCACUGCCUCCACCUCCACCGAGAAAGGAGACACCGGACGAAAUGCGUAGGGAGAACCGACGACAGGCACAGUUUGGACCACCAUCGAAUGGCAACUAUGGGGCGAUGGGUUAUCCACAAAAAUAG